This is a messenger RNA of Cottoperca gobio, 1416 nucleotides long. Its product is annotated as olfactomedin-4-like. Gene Ontology annotation, biological process: signal transduction. Lineage: Eukaryota; Metazoa; Chordata; Actinopteri; Perciformes; Bovichtidae. The transcript is spliced from 5 exons. Bases 1 to 1416 code for a protein of 471 amino acids. The record is from RefSeq and is a predicted model, not a curated record.
AUGAUCGGCACUCUGUACUUCUUAGCACUAUUGAGCUCCACGAUGGCCUCCGGGCUCGUAGGCCUGUGGAAUCAGGGGAUUCCAAAGAAUGAGACAGAAGGUGGAAGUGGGGACAGGUGUACUUGUGAUGCCUUUUUGCCCAGUUCUACCUUUCCUAUUAAAGACCUGGUGGUGGUACAGCAGACAUCAGGGGAGAUCUCACACAAACUGGACAUGGAGAUGGGCAAGCUGGACGAUUACGAGACAAAGCUGACAGCAUAUGCAGAAAAGAUAAUAGAGCUGACAGCAGAAAUAGAAAAAACGGAGAAGAACCCCGAUGGCUACAAAGAUGACAUGAACGAGAUGAAGGUGGAGAUCAAACAAGUGGAGGCUCUGAUUAAAGAGCUGCACCUCUCCACCAGAGGCUCCAUCACUGUCUUUGAGUCUCUGCACGUACAGAUCACAUCCAUGGUGGAGACCCUGACCAAGCUGGAGAAGACCUACGACAAGAACGUGGUUCUGAUGUUGCGUCGGGAGUACGUCAAGGUGCAGCUGCAAGUAGAGGAGUGCGAGAGACGCCACCAGGAGCUUUUCAAUCCCAACAUUGGUUCUUGUGCACACACAGGUAUCAUCAAGGUCAGCAAGCCCAUUGUAAGUCAUCUGAAUGCCCAUCUUAAUACGGCCUACAAAUACGGAGGCUGGGGGAAAGAUUCAAAGCCUGUUCCUGACCGAGCAUCUAUGUACUGGUACUCGGGGUACAGCAGAGGCAUCAUUGUUGACAUCAGGUUCUACACCAACUACAAGAACCUAAUUUUGAGAAAUUACUUCCAGCAUCACAAAUUAAACAGCCACUGGGUUGGCACAGGGAAUAAUUUCAUUAUCCGUGACAACACUCUGUAUUAUCAGAUCAACACGCCGUUCGCGUUGGCCAAGCUGAAUUUCACCACCAUGAAAUAUGAGUCCAGGGUGGUUCCUAGGGCGAGCUCCAGAUUCUCCUACCCCAACUCCCCUAAUCAGAACUUUGACUUUGCGGCUGAUGAAAGCGGCCUGUGGGUGACCUACGCCACAGAGGAGUCCAGUGGUCAUAUGGCUAUUGCUAAAAUAAACGAGCUGUCUUUUGGGCUUGAGGAGGAGUGGCAGACUAGUGUCUACAAACCAGCAGUUAGCAAUGCCUUCAUGGUGUGUGGCGUUCUGUAUGCUGUCAGAACAGUCGAUAUAAAAACCGAAGAGAUAUUUUACAAGUACGACACCAAAACCAAGCAAGAGAGCUUUGUCAGUGUUCCCAUUGAGAGGUUCCAGGAUAAGUUUUCCAACCUGCACUACAAUCCCACUGACCAGAAGCUCUACAUGUACAAUGAUGGCUACUAUGUUAACUACCAUCUGUGGUUCAACCACACUGCUAAAGCCGCUGUGAAACCAUCACUUUUCCUGUUCUAA